Molecule: messenger RNA, 576 nt
Organism: Candidozyma auris
Lineage: Eukaryota; Fungi; Ascomycota; Pichiomycetes; Serinales; Metschnikowiaceae
Gene: RPL9B
Product: 60S ribosomal protein uL6
Exons: 1
Coding region: 1-576 (191 amino acids)
Biological process (GO): cytoplasmic translation
Cellular component (GO): cytosolic large ribosomal subunit; ribosome
Molecular function (GO): rRNA binding; structural constituent of ribosome
Source: RefSeq, a predicted model, not a curated record
AUGAAGUUCAUUCAGUCCGAUCAGAUCUUGGAAAUUCCAGAGGGUGUUACCGUCAACAUCAAAGCCAGAACCAUCAAGGUCACCGGUCCAAGAGGUGAGUUGACCAAGGACUUGAAGCACAUCGAUGUUACUUUCCAGAAGUUGUCUGACAGAGCUAUCAAGAUCAUCGUUCUCCACGGCGACAGAAAGCACGUUGCUGCUUUGAGAACUGUCAAGUCUUUGAUUGCUAACUUGAUCACUGGUGUCACCAAGGGCUACAAGUACAAGAUGAGAUAUGUCUAUGCCCAUUUCCCUAUCAACGUGAACUUUGUUGAGAUUGACGGUCAGAAGUACGUGGAGAUCAGAAACUUCUUGGGUGAAAAGAAGGUUAGACACGUGAAGAUUUUUGAUGGUGUUUCCAUGGAGCAGUCCACAGCCCAGAAGGAUGAGUUGAUCAUCACUGGUAACUCUUUGGAAGCUGUCUCCCAGAACGCUGCCGACAUCAAUCAGAUCUGCAGAGUCAGAAACAAGGAUAUCCGUAAGUUCUUGGAUGGUAUCUACGUUUCUGAACGUGGUUUGAUUGAUGACAGCGCUUAA